GGGACAUUUUCGGACCAAUCAGUUGUAUUCAUUGAUCGCUGCAUGGUAGAUUAACUGCUUUACCGAGGAAGCCCAAAACAAGGUUGCGCGGACAUCAGAGUUAAAUGGGACGGAUACAGCAAAGAAACCAACAGCUCCUCACUCUACGAGCAAAUACGCGCGCAGACCGUCCAUGUUUGCGUACCUUAUCAUUUGAUAAGUUAGAACACAAGCCGCGAGCAAACAAUCUUAUCAUGCUGGCAUUCUUAGAGACGAACCACUCCGCAGUCUCCUCGGAGAGAGGCGAGCGGAAUUCAAUGGCAACGGCGAUCAACUGUGUAUGGUGAAAGUGUAUAGACAAAUGUAGUGUAAGUGUUAAUAAAGCCAAAGAACAAACCAAAGCUUCGUGCUCAAGUUUUCUAGUCUCGAAAGUCGGAACAGUUGGCAAGCUGGAGGACCUACAUACGUUGGAGGGUACCGAGAGCGUCGCUGCUAAUGUCAGCGAUGAGGUGGAAGAAUGCCUGGCGAAGAACUUCAAUAUCACAGAGGACUUCUGUCCAGCGUACCACGAUGGAUUACUUUGCUGGGACAGGACGCCGUGGAACACCCUCGCUGUGCAGAAGUGUUUCAGCGUGUUCCACGGAGUCCAAUAUGAUGACACACAAAAUGCCACCCGCCUAUGUUUGGAGGGCGAGUGGCAGAACUACACUAACUACGCGAACUGCACCGAGCGCAUGGCGAACGUGUCGCCCACCGACGUCACUAGUCUCAUCUACCUCACCGGCUACUCGCUAAGCCUGGGCGUCCUCUCGCUCGCUGUCUUCGUGUUUUUAUAUUUUAAGGAUCUCAGAUGUCUAAGGAACACAAUACACACAAAUCUCAUGUCAACAUACAUUCUAUCAGCGUGUAGUUGGAUUUUAAAUUUAGGUUUACAGAAUUGGUCGGAUGAAGCACAACAAGAUCAGACAUCGUGUCUGGUAUUAGUUAUAUGUAUGCAUUAUUUUUACCUGACGAAUUUCUUCUGGAUGUUAGUGGAAGGGUUGUAUUUGUACAUGUUAGUAGUGGAAACAUUCACGGCCGAAAAUAUCAAACUGAAAGUCUACACAACAAUAGGCUGGGGAGCUCCAGCGAUAUUCAUCACAUUUUGGGUUAUUUCGAGAUGUUUUGUGACUAUCAUCCCUUCAACAGAGUCGGAUGGGUUAUCCAUCGCUGGGGAAACCAAGAUGUGUCUAUGGAUCCACGAGCACCAGGUUGACUGGAUCCACAAGGCUCCUGCUCUUGUUGGACUUGCUCUUAACCUAUUCUUCCUCAUCAGGAUAAUGUGGGUGUUAAUUACGAAGCUGCGUUCAGCGAACACCUUGGAAACCGAGCAGUACAGGAAAGCGACGAAGGCGCUGCUCGUCCUCAUCCCACUGCUGGGCAUCACCAACCUGCUGGUGCUGUGCGGGCCCAGCGACGACUCGUGGUUCGCCCACGCGUUCGACUAUACUCGCGCACUGAUGUUAUCAACACAGGGUUUCACGGUAGCGCUGUUCUACUGCUUCAUGAACACGGAGGUGCGUCAUGCGAUCCGAGGACACGUGGAGCGAUGGAAGACCGGCCGCACCAUCGGAGGGGGCAGGCGGAGGGGAGCCUCCUACUCCAAAGAUUGGUCCCCACGGUCCAGAACUGAAAGCAUCAGGCUCACGGUAUGAAGAAACCUGCACCAACCGGAUAGCCAGGCCGUUUGGUUACCUGUGUCGACUUAUUGCAUUUACGAAGAAUUUAUAAUUUUAACAAUGAUGAUGUAAUGUGGAUUUGGAUGUAUUUUUAUGUUUGUUAUUUUCCAAUAAAUUGAUUGUUUAUUCUGCUUCACUUAUCUGGUUCUCUUUUCAAGCUUUACAUUUAGACUAAGUUAACCC
Chilo suppressalis (striped riceborer) is the source of this 1880-nucleotide messenger RNA. NCBI's taxonomy places the organism in Eukaryota, Metazoa, Arthropoda, Insecta, Lepidoptera, Crambidae. The record is from the annotation of a GenBank genome assembly.